This is a messenger RNA of Miscanthus lutarioriparius, 918 nucleotides long. NCBI's taxonomy places the organism in Eukaryota, Viridiplantae, Streptophyta, Magnoliopsida, Poales, Poaceae. The record is from the annotation of a GenBank genome assembly.
AUGGUCCUGCCCGAACCUCGUGACGCAUCUCUAUAUACUAAUCCUGCUUCCAAAAGCGGGCUAUCCAUCGUGCCACGUCGCCCGUUAAGCCGCAAGCCGUUCGAUCUGACCUACGAGGGCAUCGAGGCCCCGCACUGGGCCGACCUCACCGACCCCAACGCCGGCCGCGCCGACGUCGACGACAAGGCCUGGUUCUACCGCCCCGAUUGCUGGCAUCCGAAGACGGUCGAGGAUUUCCUCAAGCUGAGCCCCAGCCCCAACGUCUGCCUUGCUUCGCCGUUCCUUGCGGCCCUUUUUGUUCUUUGCACGCCGCGCCCGCCUCGAUCAAAUCCCGUUCUCACCCCCCUUCGUGCGUUGCUCAGGGACGGCAGGAGCAAUCUCAAGUGGCGGGGCGGCGGCGCCAUUGCCUCCUCCACGCCGCCGAAGCCAAAGGCAGCGCCCAAGAAGAGGUUCCAGGAGGACAGCGAGAACCAGGACCCUGCGCUGGCCACGCCGCCCCCACGACAGGCGCCAACUAGUAGGCCGCCGUUUGGUGCCCCUCGGUGGAACAAGAAUGCCAAGGAGGCCAUCAAGUCCAGUGCUGAGAAGCGGCCGGACAAUUCUGAGAAGGAGGCGCUGCUCAACAAGUACGCCCCGCCGAGGCAGCUCAAGAGCACCCUCUCAGCGAGGAAUCUCUUCUCUGGAAAGGAUAUACUUGGCCAGAUUUCGGAGUUCUACGAUGAGCUGAAGCGGAUGGUUGGAGGCGGCCGGCCUGUCACAGACACACAGGAGGAAUACAGCUCAAACCCAAUGAAGGGAAAGAAAGUGGGGCUGAAGGUGGAAGCAGGGAAGCAAAGGUCUCCCUCUGUGCUGAAGGAAGUGAAGGCAACAGCGCCCACUCCGCAACGGUUUCCAUCCCCAUCGCCAAACCGCAUUUAG